Psylliodes chrysocephalus is the source of this 810-nucleotide messenger RNA. The record is from the annotation of a GenBank genome assembly. Lineage: Eukaryota; Metazoa; Arthropoda; Insecta; Coleoptera; Chrysomelidae.
UUUAGACAAAAUGUUGUCUCGCCUAAAAGUAAUAUAUAGUGCGAAAAAAAUCCAACCUAUAUUAAAUAACAAUAUAGUUAGAACUUCAAUAUCAAAUAAACAUGGAGUAGUGUAUCAGGAGCCCCACCGAACUUCUUUGGGAAUACUUAAAGUUUUGGUAACAGUUAUAUCAGGAUUGCUGGUUGGAGCUGCGAUUAGUAAAAAUAUUGCCAAUUUCUUAGAAGAAAAUGAUCUGUUUGUACCAUCUGAUGACGACGAUGAUGAUGACUAGUGACUAGCCUUUAUUCCUUGGAAAUAAGAGCAAAUUUUAAAUGUACAGUACCUUGUUUUGACUAUUAAUUAUUUAUAUAUGCUUAUUUUAUUUUUAUUGUUAUGAUCCAGUUGAUUCAGUUGAAAUAAAACCUAAUUAAUUGAAUCUGGAUUAUUUAUUUAUUCCAAGCAGUAUUUAUUUCAUUCUGAAAGUAAAUGUCCAAACUGUUUCUCACUUUCACUUUUCUUUAUUCAAUUUGUUCUUCUUCAGUAAAAUUCUGCUGAACAGUUAUAAUUAUUUCUGUAGUUUACACCAGAGCAAGCCUGACAAUAUUUACACAUAUUACAUAUAAUUUUCUUAUUCAAUUAUUUUUUGGACAUUUCAGUAUCACAUUUAGCACAAACAAAAUAUAUAAAGUCAAAUGCAUAGACAUAGAAAGAAUAGUUGAAUGCUUUAAAAUUUAAAUUAUGAAAACCCAUACAUUUCUGUUAUCCUGCAACAGUGAUAUAUUAUGGGAUGAAACAGAGUGGAACAAGCAGACUUUAAAAUUUUAAAUAUAU